Spinacia oleracea (spinach) is the source of this 1572-nucleotide messenger RNA. RefSeq lists its product as uncharacterized. Bases 1 to 1572 code for a protein of 523 amino acids. Lineage: Eukaryota; Viridiplantae; Streptophyta; Magnoliopsida; Caryophyllales; Amaranthaceae. The transcript has 2 exons. The record is from RefSeq and is a predicted model, not a curated record.
AUGAGUAGUUGGACCAACUUCUUACAAUCUAGUAAUGAGUAUGAGAAAGGUGUGGAGGAUUAUUUAGAUAAAGCAUUUUCUACUCAAGCAAUUGGUGAUCAGAUUACUUGCCCGUGUAAGGUGUGUUAUCACCGUUUUUGGCAUCGUAGAGAGACAAUAUUCAAUCAUUUGAUUGCAAACGGGAUCGAGCCUGGCACUGAAGGAUGGCAUUGUUAUGAAAAGGGUAUGUCAUCGACAUCAAAUACAAAGAGGAAUGUUGAAGAUAAUACACCAGACAUGCACGAUGAUAUUGAACGUUUGAUAUAUGAUGUUCAUAGAGACGUGGCAGAAAGGUAUGAAGGGGUUGGAGAUGAGCCCAAUGAUGAGGCUAAUAAGUUCUAUAAGUUAGUUGAAGAUGGAAAACAAGAGCUAUAUCCCGGCUGCAAAAAAUUUUCAAAACUAUCAUUUCUCAUUCGUUUUUACCUUUUGAAGUGUACUCAUGGGUUAACUAAUGUAGCAACUUCAGAUAUUUUGGAUUUUAUCCGAGAAGCGUUACCAGAUGCAUCCAACGUGCCUAACUCUUUUAAUGAGGCAAAAAUAUUGAUAAAAGAUCUCGGUCUUCAUUAUGACAAGAUUGAUGCAUGUCGUAAUGAUUGUAUGCUGUAUUGGAAGGAGCAUGAAGCUGCGACGUCUUGCCAUGUUUGUCAUGCUUCAAGGUGGAAAGAAACAGAGACUGAGAACCAAGAUGAUAUUAGCAAUCAGCCAUCUAAGAAAGUGCAUAAUGUCCCUGCAAAAGUUCUUUGGCAUUUUCCUCUUAAACCAAGGCUUCAAAGAUUGUACAUGUGUUCAGAAACAGCAGAGCUAUUGAAGUGGCAUGAUGAAGAAAGAGAUAAAGAUGAGUUAUUGAGGCAUCCGGCUGAUGGCGAGGCGUGGAAAGAGUUUGAUCUAAAGUACCCAAAUUUUGCUAAAGAAGCACGUAAUCAAGAAUUCUUGAUGUUGUCUCUCCUUAUUCCUGGGCCCACCUCUCCUGGGAAUGACAUUGAUGUCUACCUCCAACCAUUGGUUGAAGAACUUAAAGAUCCGUGGGAGUAUGGGUUGGACACCUAUGACGCGGAGAAGAGACAAACAUUCAAAAUGCAUGCAGCUUUACAGUCAACGACCAGUGACUUUCCAGGUUAUGCUAUGUUAUCUGGUUGGAGCACCAAAGGGAAGUUUGCAUGCCCCUAUUGUCACUACGAGACUGAUCAUCAUCACUUGAGUAAUAGUAACAAAUCUUGCUACUGUGCUCAUCGUCGAUGGUUAGAUGAAAAUCAUCCUUGGCGGCAUGAUAUGGAGUCUUUUAACGGAGAAAAGGAAGAGAGGACAUCUCCAGAUCCUUUAACAGGGACUCAAAUUUCAAGCUUGUUGGAAAAUUGGGAAAACAAGUUUGGAAAGUUACAACCAAAGAAGAAAUAUCCAGAUUGUCCAUGGAGAAAGUCCUCUAUCUUCCACACUUUGCCAUAUUGGAAAGAUUGCGGGUGUCGCCAUCAUUUGGAUGUCAUGCACAUAGAAAAAAACAUAUGUGAUAGUGUGCUGGGAACUUUGUUAGAUUAG